UCGUCCCCUCCCCCUCCCGCUCCCCGCAGGAGGAGGAUGCGCCCUUGCCGGCGGGGAUUGUCUACAACCCCUACCGCGACGCCUACGGCCACCACCACGUCCAGCAUCAGCCCCCUCUGAAUCUGUCUGCCUAUCGGCGGGAUCGACACCCUUACGCCCAGGGGCAUCACCAACAGGGCCAGUACAACCCGUAUCACGGGCAGCAACAGCAGCAGCGACUCGGCCAGUCCUCAUACAGUCAGCAGCAGCAGCAACUUCGCCAGUUCUCAUACAGUCAGCAGCAAUUCGGCCAGCUUCCAUAUGAUCAGCAGCAGCAGCAAUUCGGCCAGCUUCCAUAUGAUCAGCAGCAGCUCUCAUCAAGUAGUCUGGCCCAGCAGCUGCAGCAGCAGCAGCUCUCGUCAACUGGUCAGGCCCAGCAGCUGCAGCAGCAGCAGCUCUCAACAGCCAGUAAGAUCCAGCAGCAGGGACAGGGUCAGAUCUCCUCCGCCAGUCAGUCCCAGCAGCAGCACGAGAGCCCAUCAGAUUCAGCAGCAGCUGCAGAUUCACAAUCAUCAUCCCAGGAGGUUCACCACCAGCAGCUGCUCGUAGGCUCAUCACCUGAGACAACAUCCAGUGUGCAGAAUGUACCACUUCUUUGGACAAUUGGUCUCAAUCUGCCUCCCCACAUUGAGGAAAGCAAUCUAUGCUUCAUGUUCAGGAAGAUACCAGAGCAUGUUCUGAAGGUGGGAAAAAGAGGCACAGUGCAAUUUAGCAACUUAGAAGAUGCACAGGCAGCACAAAAAAGGUGGACCAUUAGGGAAAAGAUUGUCCAAAGGAAUGCAGAUUACAAAAAGCACAUCAGAUCAGAGCCAUACGGCAGAAUGGUACCUGAGCUGGGUUCCAUAGCGACUAAGAGACAGAGAGAGGAAGAAGCUGGAAUAAAGUCGUCUCAAACGGAAGCAGUGAAGCGACAUGAACGAGAUGAUGCAGCGAGGAGUCUGCAAGACGACCCCUAUAAAUGGUGCACGGUUGAGGACUUCUCAAAAGAAAAACCUGAGAAUGAGCUUGUGAGGGCUUUUAAGUUCGUGGCUGCUGCAAUCCGAGGUUCGGUCAGCCCCAAGAUAACGCUAUGUGCAGCAGGCCCUAUGGGAAACUACAUCCUCGCUAGCAUACUCGGGCAUGCAUUUGCCACGCAUUUGAGUGGAAGAACCUGGAAAGGUAAAAUCAAGACAAGGCAUUUAGUCAUAUAAAAAAAAAUGAACUUGUGUGCUAUCCUAUUGAAGACGGUGAAAUUGACUUGCGAGGAAGACAUGGCCGACGACAUCUGAAGUAUUAUACAAGCAAUUGAUCCAUUGUACAGGAUCAACGGUCAUUUACCACCAUACUAUGCUGAGAUGAUAGCCAAACUGAAGAAACCGCCAAGGAUAUCCAACCCAGAUGAACUGAAUGCUGAGGAACUAAGCAAAUUCCACUUGAAGGUGUUGAAAAGACCUGCUUUCGCUACACCUGAACUGAGGUCAUACGGUGUUCAAGAGUUCUACACCAACACCUUGGACCUGGAAUUUGACAAUCCUGAAUGGAGGGCCUUUGACAGUUCUGCCCCAGUGCAUUUAGAGGACUGGCAGCACAUCACCAAGGUUGAUGAACUUCUGUUAAAAAACUUAAUAGAGAGCAGUGGUAUGGAGGACAAAUUUGGGAAGCAGUGCCAUUACAUGCGGCAUCUUGUGGUGCACUCACCUGAGGACAAGGAGAAGAAGAAGUAUCUAUCUGAUAACAAAAAGAAGGCCCAUGACCCUUUGGCGGCGUCGGCGAGUCACUCUGGAGCUCGCCCCCGCCUCCCUCCUCAGCCCACAAGAAAGGACGCUCUCCUUCCUGCAAUUAUGUCUCAAGCUGAAGCGAAGAAGACAACCCCCAGCAGCUCCUCCGCAGGUCCCCACCCUAAGCCCAAGGUGUUGUUGAUGAUGCCGGAGAGAGACAUGCUGGCCCAUUAUUAUUUCAGAGAAUUUAUGCCUGCAUUUGUUGACCUCUUGUACAAAGAGAAGGAUAAACAAGAGUGUCUUCGGGAAAUUUGGAACUCUUAUGAUAGAGGUAUUCCCAUUGUGGGGUAUGUACCUUAUGAUAUGAUUCCUGAGAGAUUUCUCGAAGAACUCGAGGAAGACAAUGCCAGCUCUGGAGGUGAAAAAGUCAUGGAGGUGGACUAGCUGGGAGAAGGAGAUCGCUGCCCAGGAUAACUGAUCAAGUUCUUUGUUAGCUAGUAUUUUUUGUGAUGAUACUGAGGUGGGAGAAGGAGGUGGGCUAGCUGGGAGAAGGCUUUUGCUGCCCAUGAUAACUGAUCAAGUUCUUUGUUAGCUAGUAUUUUUUUUGUAAUGAUACUGAGCGAGUGCCGUGUGGUUUAGCACAUCUUUUUAUCCCAGUCUCCUAGUUUAGUGGUACCUCAGUGAUACAGAUUGAUAGCUUCCGGAAACUUUCUAUUGGUUGAUAUCUUCUGGAAACCAAGCACGAUUGCCUCAGAAAAUGCUAAGCUGAGCCCUUUUAUGCU
Messenger RNA from Aegilops tauschii subsp. strangulata, 2518 nucleotides. RefSeq lists its product as uncharacterized. Lineage: Eukaryota; Viridiplantae; Streptophyta; Magnoliopsida; Poales; Poaceae. The record is from RefSeq and is a predicted model, not a curated record.